UUACACGAAACGGUGACAUGUUGGUCAAAUGUGAAUACUACAGAAGAGCGGGUUCUUACAAAACUAUCUUGUUCAGAUAAUUCAACUUUUAGCGAGUUGUUCAUUUUAAACUGCAUGAAAUCUCACCAGCCACUAACAUGCGGAGAGGAUUAGCAUCAAAGCCUCGUUCUGAUAACGCGCAACUGAUCGAAGACAACCGUUUGAAGAAGAGGUUAUGUUCUCACUACAACAAACCUGCUGCUUCGAGACACCUUACUAACGGCAUGAUCUAAGCCAAGACGACAUACGAGAUGUUCACCCUCUUGAAAUAGUUAACAAGGCGUCAGCCCGCUCUUAAGCUUUCCUCGCGAUGACGGAGCGCUGUCCUUUAGCUGAGAAGGCGAUGUCGGAGGGCUACGCGCGGCUCCGCUUCAGGGACACGUCGCUGCUGGUUUGGCAGCAGCAGCAGCUGGAGCUGGAGAGAGGGCCUCCGACCAGUUACCUGAGCCGCAGUCAGAGCUCGUGCUACAGCCAGUACGGCAACCAGGCAGUUGUGGUUCGGGACAAAACAAGCCUGAAAGACUCCGAUAGCACUGGACAAUCCCGGAUUUGCGCUGUUAUGUGAUCGUGGUAUUCCUCUCAUGACUGAUGAAUCGCUUCACACAUAUUUGUCAAGUAAACAGUACUGUGAUCUGUCCACAUAUCAUUGUUCAGAAAGUCAGGUGCUCGUGCUUACAAUGAGAUUCAUGAACAAUGCAUCAAACAGUAUCUUGAACAUUUAUGCAGUGUAGAUGGAGGACCAUUACCUGUUUAUUAGAGUUACUAUCAGUACUAAACCUCCGUUUAACCAACUGAAAAUCCCAAUUUGAACCAAGAUUCAAAAUGAGCACGUAUUUCAUUAGACUGGAUAUCCCAAUUGAACAAACUACUAAUUAGUGAAGAUAUGUUUAUCAUUGGUUGCAGUAUUUUUCAGUGGCAAAAUAUAAAGUAUCUACCAAUCUCUGACUCUAGGCUACCUAAUG
Carassius carassius (crucian carp) is the source of this 1001-nucleotide messenger RNA. RefSeq lists its product as uncharacterized. NCBI's taxonomy places the organism in Eukaryota, Metazoa, Chordata, Actinopteri, Cypriniformes, Cyprinidae. The record is from RefSeq and is a predicted model, not a curated record. The coding region runs from base 350 to 604 and encodes 84 amino acids. The transcript has a single exon.